AUGCCUCUCAUCAUCAUCUCUGGACUGCCCACCUCGGGCAAGUCAACGCGCGCAAAGCAACUUCACGACUACCUCUCCAAGCGAAUCGCUGACACAAAGUACCGUCUACACCUCAUCUCUGACGAGUCCCUCUCCAUAUCUCGUGUCGUCUACGACCUCUCCCCCGAUAAACUCCCCGCACAUACCCGCUCUGCGAAUGCCUCUGAGAAGGAUGCUCGCGCUGCUAUAUACGGCGCGGUGAAGCGCGUACUUAGCGACAAAGAUAUUGUUAUCCUUGACGGAUUGAACUACAUCAAGGGUUGGCGAUAUCAACUACACUGCGAAUCUAAAGCUGUGCGCACACCAAGCUGCAUAUUGCAGAUUGGGUGCGCAGUAGAUAAAGCAAGAGAAGUCAACGAGACCAGGCUACAAGAGAGGGAUACCGAAUCGAACAAGACUACAGAUGAGGCAGCCCCUACAUCUAUGGAAUCCAGUGACCCUAUCGUCGAUUCCACGGAACCCUACGAGCCAGGCAACUGGGAUAACUUAGUCUUCCGAUAUGAAGAGCCCAACCCGAUGACUCGAUGGGACAGUCCCCUCUUCACACUUAUCUGGCAGGACGACGAAGCACAAACGACAAAGGUUUUCUCCGAUCUCUGGGACGCAAUAGCGGGCGAAGCCCGCAAGGUUGUCCGUCCGAACCAAGCAACCAUACAGCGCGGCCGCGAAGAAAGCGGCGACUACCUAUACCUCCUGGACCGCGAGACUUCGGACGUUGUGAAGCGCAUAGUCGAGGCCCAGCGCGAAAGCGACGAUGUUGAUGAGGUGCGGAUACCGUCCGGCUCUGGGGAGCUUGUGAUACAGCUGCCGGCGGGUAAAAAGGUUGGCCUUCCACAGCUGCAGAGGUUAAGGAGGGCGUUUAUGGGGCUGCAUAGAGGUGGUAUUGGAUUAGAGGCUGCCGGCGAUAUGAAGUCGUCCAGGCUGAGGGAUACCUUUGUAACGUAUCUCAAUGAUGCGUUUGAGAAGGAUGAGUGA
Messenger RNA from Fusarium sp. VM40, 1014 nucleotides. The record is from the annotation of a GenBank genome assembly. NCBI's taxonomy places the organism in Eukaryota, Fungi, Ascomycota, Sordariomycetes, Hypocreales, Nectriaceae.